Fusarium mangiferae is the source of this 219-nucleotide messenger RNA. RefSeq lists its product as uncharacterized. Bases 1 to 219 code for a protein of 72 amino acids. NCBI's taxonomy places the organism in Eukaryota, Fungi, Ascomycota, Sordariomycetes, Hypocreales, Nectriaceae. The transcript is spliced from 3 exons. The record is from RefSeq and is a predicted model, not a curated record.
AUGGCCCCAGGGGCUGCCUUCACUAUGGCAUGCGUUCUGCUCGUAUACACCCGCUCAUCAAUUCACUCCGCUCGAGACCAAGCAGUACAAAUCGUCAAAACUACCAGGGAAUGGAGAACAUGCACCAAGACGUGGUUCGUCAUGAGAGUCCACUGGAGCAGAGUAACUUGUAGCAUGCAUCUGCGUAUAGGAAGGAAAUGGAAUGCCCCCUGCCACUAG